CCCGAGCCCAGGGUGUGGCUGGCACGGCCAGGAGAGGAGACCUCAGAGGCCUCCGUUGCACAACCCCGUUGUGUCCACCCAGGAGCGAGCGAGACACCCCCGGUCCGUUCCUGUGCUCCCCUCCUAGGGCCAUGUGUGGCCACUUGAUUCACUUUCAAAAGUGUGACAGGCACCGGUGAACCCACAAGCCCCCGGGCCGGGAUCCUGAAGACAGGCAGCCCUGCCCAGCCCCUUGGACGAGCGCCAUCUUCAGUCCCGGGUCCAUGAGCCUCCGCAGGUCGCGGCUCUCGGGUCUUGGGCUUGCUGCCAUCUCAAGGUCUUCCUAAAACUGUUUGCUUAGGCUUCAGUUUGCUCUGAGGCAUCCUGCUGUUGGUAACCACGGGAACCUUUAAGCCUAGCGUGGUGGCGAUGGUGUCCCUGUCCAUCCCGGAGCCGGCGGGUGAGCACACCCAGGACGGCGGAGAGACCGGCCUUGCCCACCGCGAGCUCCCUGGGCUGCCCCCGACUCGGAGUCCCGGCAGCGAGGAGGUGGCACCGGCCGUGCCCUGCACAGCAGCCCCUGCGUGGUGAGCACAGAGCCCGCCCGCCUCGCCAUGGGGGGAGCCGUGGUGGACGACGGUCCAACGGGCAUCGUGGCCCCCGACGGCGGCUGGGGCUGGGCUGUCCUCUUCGGCUGCUUCGUCAUCACGGGCUUCUCCUACGCCUUCCCCAAGGCCGUCAGCGUCUUCUUCAAGGAGCUCAUGCGUGAGUUUGGCAUCGGCUAUAGCGACUCGGCCUGGAUCUCCUCCAUCCUGCUAGCCAUGCUCUACGGGACUGGCCCGCUCUGCUCCAUGUGUGUGAACCGCUUCGGCUGCCGGCCUGUCAUGCUGGUGGGUGGCCUCCUGGCAUCACUGGGCAUGGUGGCCGCAUCUUUCUGUAGGAGCAUCGUCCAGAUUUACCUCACCACUGGCGUGCUGACUGGUCUGGGCCUGGCCCUCAACUUCCAGCCGUCCCUUAUCAUGCUCAACCGCUACUUCAGCGCGCGGCGGCCCCUGGCCAAUGGGCUGGCGGCCGCGGGCAGUCCCGUGUUCCUGUGCACCCUGUCCCCGCUGGGGCAGCUGCUGCAGGACCAGUACGGGUGGCGGGGCGGCUUCCUCAUCCUGGGUGGCAUGCUGCUCAACUGCUGUGUGUGCGCCGCCCUCAUGAGGCCCCUGGAGCCGCCCCGGGCAGGUGUGGGGCAGAAGGGCGCGGGGCAGGCGGGCACAGGGCGGCCGGCCCGGCGGCUCCUGGACUUCAGCGUCUUCCGGGACCGUGGCUUCGUCGUCUAUGCCCUCGCUGCGUCCAUCAUGGUGCUGGGGCUCUUUGUGCCACCGGUGUUCGUGGUGAGCUAUGCCAAGGACCUGGCCGUGCCCGACACGCAGGCCGCCUUCCUGCUCACGGUGCUGGGCCUCAUCGACAUCGUCGCCCGGCCCACCGCCGGCCUCAUCACGGGGCUCCGGCGGGUGCGGCCCUAUUCCGUCUACCUCUUCAGCUUCGCCAUGUUCUUCAACGGCAUCGCCGACCUGGGGGGCUCCACGGCCUCCGACUACAGUGGCCUGGCGGUCUUCUGCAUCUUCUUCGGCAUCUCCUACGGCAUGGUGGGCGCCCUGCAGUUCGAGGUGCUCAUGGCCAUCGUGGGCACCCACAAGUUCUCCAGCGCCAUCGGCCUGGUGCUGCUGCUGGAGGCCCUGGCUGUGCUGGUCGGGCCCCCAUCGGGAGGCAAGCUCCUGGACGCCACCCACGUGUACAAGUACGUGUUCAUCCUGGCCGGGGCUGAGGUGCUGAGUGCCGCCCUCGUGCUGCUGCUGGGCAACGCCUGCUGCGUGGGUAAGGGCACGGCAGGGCCAGCGGGCGCCCAGGAGGACAAGGGCCAGCCGCCCGCGGGGCCACGCGUGGACGCACGCGAGGUGGAGCGCUUCCUCCAAGGGGGCCCCGAGAAGAGCGGGGAGGCUGCACACAGCCCCGAGACCAGCGUCUAGCGGCCGGGGGCGCAGGGGGCAGCACAGGCGUCCAGGCCGUUUAUGUCACCAACGGGACAGGCUCAGGCGGGGCCAUCACCGGCUCCGGCUGCGAGUCGCCCCUGCUCGCAUUUUGCAGGGGGGGACGGCGGGGGUGAAGCCAAGCCACGUCACCCCCUUGCCCGUCCCGUCAUCCACGCCUCCCCCGGCCACCCCUGGCCCCUGCACACAUGCCCCCUCAUGAACACCCAGCUUCCCCCAUGGGAUAGCCGGAGACGAACCUGCGUAGAGCAGGAGGAGCCUCAGGAACAAAUUGUUUUCUAGGAGCUGCGUGGAAUUUUGUUUUAAUGUAGAGGAGACGGGGUGCUCCCUGGUUCACCCCAAAUCUUGUUUUAAGAAACCGGUUCUUUAUACAAAGUGCUUCUGUUCCUCA
Molecule: messenger RNA, 2409 nt
Organism: Choloepus didactylus (southern two-toed sloth)
Lineage: Eukaryota; Metazoa; Chordata; Mammalia; Pilosa; Megalonychidae
Gene: SLC16A3
Product: solute carrier family 16 member 3
Exons: 6
Coding region: 594-1997 (467 amino acids)
Biological process (GO): transmembrane transport; monocarboxylic acid transport
Cellular component (GO): membrane
Molecular function (GO): monocarboxylic acid transmembrane transporter activity
Source: RefSeq, a predicted model, not a curated record